Molecule: messenger RNA, 728 nt
Organism: Cornus florida
Lineage: Eukaryota; Viridiplantae; Streptophyta; Magnoliopsida; Cornales; Cornaceae
Product: wound-induced protein 1
Exons: 1
Coding region: 99-572 (157 amino acids)
Source: RefSeq, a predicted model, not a curated record
UUAGAACCACACCAUGCAUUUUCAUAUUCUUCUAACACACAUUCCUAGUAUUCUCUACUAAGUGCCUCACUUCUUGCCUCAUUAUUAAUCGAAUAAAAAUGGAUGCCAAAAAUGUGGAAACUCCGGUAUCGGAACCGGAAAUGGAGAACAAGGCGACGGUGAAAUCGCUCUACGAGGCACUGGGGAGAGGCGAGGCGGAGAGGGUGGCCGGAAUUUUGGCGAGUGACCUAGAAUGGUGGUUCCACGGGCCUCAAAACUGCCAGCACAUGAUGAGGGUGCUCACCGGUGAAUCGGGGCCCACCCAGUUCAAGUUCGAGCCUCGGAGCAUCACGGCCAUCGACGACCGGGUGAUCGCGGAGGGCUGGGAAGGGACACAGGUGUAUUGGGUGCAUGUGUGGACUCUGAAAGAUGGUUUGAUCACGCAGUUUAGAGAGUACUUCAACACAUGGCUCACGGUGAGCAAGCUAAGGCCAAUGGGUCUGGUGUUUGGGGUCCAGAUCCCCACCCUGUGGCAGAGCCAGCCUCGAGACCUGGUGAACCGUUCCUUGCCUGGUCUUGUGCUUGCUAUUUGAUUAAUUGUGGAAUAUAUAUAUAUAUAUAUAUAUAUAUAUGUAACUGUAAGCAACUGUAAGCUUGGAACGUUGUAUGUAAUGGACGGACCUAAGUGCAUGUAACAAACAUCUAGGGAAAAAAAAAUUGUAUAAUAAUGGUUGUUUAGAAUUAUGGUA